This is a messenger RNA of Eptesicus fuscus (big brown bat), 2982 nucleotides long. It is a transcript of the gene SCUBE3, whose product is annotated as signal peptide, CUB domain and EGF like domain containing 3. The transcript has 22 exons. Gene Ontology annotation, biological process: signal transduction. NCBI's taxonomy places the organism in Eukaryota, Metazoa, Chordata, Mammalia, Chiroptera, Vespertilionidae. Gene Ontology annotation, cellular component: cell surface. The coding region runs from base 1 to 2982 and encodes 993 amino acids. The record is from RefSeq and is a predicted model, not a curated record. Gene Ontology annotation, molecular function: calcium ion binding.
AUGGGCUCGCGGCGCCUGCCCGGGCUCUGCCUGCUCGUCCUGCUGGUCCACGCCCGCGCCGCCCAGCACAGCAGAGCCGUGCAAGAUGUGGAUGAGUGUGUGGAGGGGACCGACAGCUGCCACAUUGAUGCUAUCUGCCAGAACACCCCUCGGUCAUACAAGUGCAUCUGCAAGUCUGGCUACACAGGCGACGGUAAACACUGCAAAGAUGUGGACGAGUGCGAGCGCGAGGAUAACGCAGGCUGUGUGCACGACUGUGUCAACAUCCCUGGCAAUUAUCGAUGCACCUGCUACGACGGAUUCCACCUGGCACAUGAUGGACACAACUGUCUGGAUGUGGACGAGUGUGCCGAGGGCAACGGGGGCUGUCAGCAGAGCUGUGUCAACAUGAUGGGCAGCUACGAGUGCCACUGCCGGGAAGGCUUCUUCCUCAGCGACAACCAGCACACCUGCAUCCAGCGGCCCGAAGAAGGAAUGAACUGCAUGAACAAGAACCAUGGCUGUGCUCACAUUUGCCGGGAGACACCCAAAGGGGGUAUUGCCUGUGAAUGCCGCCCUGGCUUCGAGCUCACCAAGAACCAGCGCGACUGUAAAUUGACGUGCAACUAUGGGAACGGUGGCUGUCAGCACACAUGCGAUGACACAGAGCAGGGUCCCCGCUGCGGCUGCCAUGUCAAGUUUGUGCUCCACACCGACGGGAAGACAUGCAUCGAGACCUGUGCUGUCAACAACGGGGGCUGCGACAGUAAGUGCCACGACGCAGCGACAGGUGUCCACUGCAGCUGCCCUGUGGGCUUCAUGCUGCAGCCAGACAGGAAGACCUGCAAAGACAUAGACGAGUGCCGCCUGAACAAUGGUGGCUGUGACCACAUUUGCCGCAACACGGUGGGCAGCUUUGAAUGCAGCUGCAAGAAGGGCUAUAAGCUUCUCAUCAAUGAGAGGAACUGCCAGGAUAUAGAUGAGUGUUCCUUUGAUCGAACCUGUGACCACAUAUGUGUUAACACACCGGGAAGCUUCCAGUGCCUCUGCCAUCAUGGCUACCUGCUGUAUGGUGUCACCCACUGUGGGGAUGUGGAUGAGUGCAGCAUCAACCGGGGAGGUUGCCGCUUCGGCUGUAUCAACACUCCUGGCAGCUACCAGUGUACCUGCCCAGCAGGCCAGGGCCGACUGCACUGGAAUGGCAAGGAUUGCACAGAGCCUGUGAAGUGUCAGAGCAGUCCUGGUGCCUCGAAAGCUAUGCUCAGCUGCAACCGCGCUGGCAAGAAGGACACCUGUGCCCUGACCUGCCCCUCCCGGGCUCGGUUUUUGCCAGAGUCGGAAAACGGCUUCACGGUGAGCUGUGGCACCCCCAGCCCCAGGGCCGCUCCAGCCCGAGCGGGCCACACCGGGAACAGCACAAAUACCAACCACUGCCAUGAGGCUGCAGUGCUGGCGGUUAAACAGCGGGCCUCCUUCAAGAUCAAGGACGCCAAAUGCCGUUUGCACCUGCGCAACAAAGGCAAAAUGGAGGAGGCCAGCAGAAUCCUGGGGCCAGGUGCUGCGUCCUGCUCCGACUGCCAGGUCACCUUCAUCCACCUCAAGUGUGACUCCUCUCGGAAGGGCAAGGGCCGCAGGGCCCGGACCCCUCCAGGCAAGGAAGUCACUCGGCUCACCCUAGAACUGGAGGCAGAGGUCAGAGCCGAAGAAACCACAGCCAGCUGUGGGCUGCCCUGCCUCCGACAGCGGAUGGAACGGCGGCUGAAAGGGUCCCUGAAGAUGCUUAGGAAGUCCAUCAACCAGGACCGCUUUCUCCUGCGCCUGGCAGGCCUGGACUAUGAGCUGGCCCACAAACCGGGCCCGGUAGCUGGGGAGCGAGCUGAGCUGGUGGAGGCCUGUAGGCCUGGGCAGCACCGCGCGGGGGCCAAGUGUGUCAGCUGCCCGCAGGGAACGUAUUACCACGGCCAGACGGAGCAGUGUGUGCCAUGCCCAGCGGGCACCUUCCAGGAGAGAGAAGGGCAGCUCUCCUGCGACCUUUGCCCUGGGAGUGAUGCCCACGGGCCUCUUGGAGCCACCAACGUCACCACAUGUGCAGGUCAGUGCUCACCUGGCCAACACUCUGUAGAUGGGUUCAAGCCCUGCCAGCCAUGUCCACGUGGCACCUACCAACCUGAAGCGGGACGGACUCUGUGCUUCCCGUGUGGCGGGGGUCUCACCACCAAGCACGAGGGGGCCAUCUCCUUCCAAGACUGUGACACCAAAGUCCAGUGCUCCCCUGGGCACUACUACAACACCAGUAUCCAUCGCUGCAUCCGCUGUGCCAUGGGAUCCUAUCAGCCUGACUUCCGUCAGAACUUCUGCACCCGCUGUCCAGGAAACACAAGCACUGACUUCGAUGGCUCCACCAGUGUAGCCCAGUGCAAGAAUCGUCAGUGUGGUGGGGAGCUGGGUGAGUUCACUGGCUAUAUCGAGUCCCCCAACUACCCAGGCAACUACCCAGCUGGCGUGGAGUGCGUCUGGAAUAUCAACCCCCCGCCCAAGCGCAAGAUUCUUAUCGUGGUACCCGAGAUCUUCCUGCCAUCUGAGGACGAGUGUGGGGACGUCCUCGUCAUGAGAAAGAACUCCUCCCCCUCCUCCAUUACCACCUAUGAAACCUGCCAGACCUACGAGCGCCCCAUCGCCUUCACAGCCCGCUCCAGGAAGCUCUGGAUCAACUUCAAGACAAGCGAGGCCAACAGUGCCCGUGGCUUCCAGAUCCCCUAUGUUACCUAUGAUGAGGACUAUGAGCAGCUAGUAGAAGACAUUGUGCGAGAUGGGCGGCUCUAUGCAUCUGAAAACCACCAGGAGAUUUUAAAGGACAAGAAGCUCAUCAAGGCCUUCUUUGAGGUGCUGGCUCAUCCCCAGAACUACUUCAAGUACACAGAGAAGCACAAGGAGAUGCUGCCAAAAUCCUUCAUCAAGCUGCUCCGCUCCAAAGUGUCCAGCUUCCUGAGGCCCUACAAAUAG